AUAAAUGAAUAAAUAAACGUACCUGUCUUGAGUUCCGUGCAAGUUGCACAUUGGCGAAGGCCGAAGAAAAAGUAUGAGCACGUUUCCGAAGCGCGAUGAUGUUUGAAAAGUGCACUGAACGCCACAGAGGGGCGUAGUCAUAUGCGAGCCUUUUGACUAAAAAAAAACGAGCUGACGGUGCUAAUUUAAAGAUAGUGCAAGAUUAAAAGACGCACUAAACCGGUCCCUUGUGACAGUUUGCGUUGACAAGUGUCACUAUUUCCGUGCACUUGGUCUCCAUGGCGACGGCUCUCGCGUCUUCGUCGAGACGAGCACGAGAGUGAUGAUAAUCCAAUAAAAUAAGAUUAGAUCAUUCACUCACGAUGUCUUGAGAUGUAAAUCACGUCGAUUAAUAUAUUUAUGAUUACUGUUACUCGGAACGUUUCUAAGAUGUUUAUAAUAUGACUAUACUGCACUAUCAAAGUAAACACAGUAGCGCCUAUUUAGUUAUUUUCAAUAAAUACGGAAACUAAAACAUACCGCGGUCGACUCUUGUUCCAGCCGGACAAUAAUCAAGGUGACACACACACUUUUAGCUGAGUGACGCGUUUCACCGAGGGGUGGGGGGGGACUAUAUUUGCGGAAACACACAACAUUGUGAUAAUCUCCCAGACUCGCCGGCUGUUGCAGAAUGCCCCUGUAGCAAGUAACCAACAUGUCCUCCCAGGAGGAGACUUGGCAGAUGUCAUCUUCUUCAUCUCCUUCUCUCCCGCCUCCUCCUACGCCUCCUCCGCCUUCCUGUCACUUCGUCGGGAAACGUGACGACAUCAUCAGACGCGGCCGCGUGACCAAGCUGCUGGACGGAUGCCGAGACGUGCUGGUCCUGUACCACCAGGGGAAGUUCCAUGCCAUGGACGUGCGCUGUUACCAUGCAGGAGGCGCUUUAGAGCACGGAGAUAUUGAGGAGUUCAACGGGCGCGUGUGCAUUGUGUGUCCGUGGCACAAGUACAAGAUCACGCUAGUGGAAGGCGAGGGGCUCUACCAAGCCGUGGACAACCCCACCAUCAAACCUCUAAGAACUCACUGGCGCUCCAAGGGUGUCAAACAGAGGGUCCACAAAGUCACUGAAGUGAACGAGGACAUUUACAUCACACUGAACGACUCGGAAGAGGCCAUCGAGUCCGAUUACUACCAGACUGACAAAUACAGGACCAACUUGCGCAUAAAAAAAGUCCACUGAGAAGAGAAUAAUGGCUUGUUUUCCAUGGACAGUAUAUUUCUUCGGUGUACAUGUAAUAUGUGACGCAUAUUGUGUCCCUCUAAUGGCUGUGAAGCGAUUCAAUUUAAUCAAGUCAAAUAAUGACAAGGAUAAUGAAAUAUAUGAAUCGGUUAUGCAAAAAAAAAAAAGAAGCAAUAAAAGAAUGUAUUUCCCAUGUUUAAUCGUGCCUUCAUUUAAUUUUGGCACAAACAAUCCUCCAUCAUAAAUAAUUUACGGCAAUUCCAUUAAAAAAUGAAAACUGUCACAGAACAUGUAUAUUGUCAGGAAAUAUAUAUUUUUAAAUAGGUUCAAGAUAAUCAUUGAAUGUAUUUCACUGUUUAAAUAAUAUAAUUUAAUAAAUGAUUGUGUAUUUAAUUGGCUUUAUAUAUGUUUAGUUUUAAAUGAAUAAAAACUGCCAUUAAAUAAAAAGGUCCUGAUUAUCAUUUACAUUCAAUAUAAAAUGUAUGAUUAUAUAUCACAACUUAAUUGAUGGACACUUAGAUUUCACAUUUUAAUGAAUUUAUAGUUCAUCUAUUUCAUGUGCUUCAUGAAUAGGUUCAGUAGUAACGAUUUAUGAUUAUAUUCCACAUUCCAAUAAAUACAUUUGUAUUUUAACCUAUGCAAAUGGUUUCAUAUUCCAUUUUUGAACAGGCGACAAUGAAUAUAAUUGCCAUUGAAUAUUUCAAAUUUCAAUUCAAUUAAUAUACUCUUUGAUAUUUAAAAAGGUAUUGAAAUGUGUAAA
Messenger RNA from Phycodurus eques (leafy seadragon), 1979 nucleotides. RefSeq names its product Rieske domain-containing protein. The coding region runs from base 695 to 1219 and encodes 174 amino acids. Lineage: Eukaryota; Metazoa; Chordata; Actinopteri; Syngnathiformes; Syngnathidae. The record is from RefSeq and is a predicted model, not a curated record. The transcript has 4 exons. Gene Ontology annotation, molecular function: 2 iron, 2 sulfur cluster binding.